CUCAGCUUCAACUUCAACUGCACUACCUGUAUCCUGCUGAGCUUGCCAUCUACCGGUUCGGCCAAACACAGACUCAUAUACACAAUGAACCAACCACAGAGUCCAGAUCUCAGUAGUCUGUCAUCCCAAUUUCAAGGUCUAGCUGAGAACCUCACCCAUGAAUGGGGAUUCUUCGUGGUGCGCACCGCGUACACGGCGGACGUCGACAAAGAAAGCUGGACAGCCGCACUGGAAAAUCUUCAUCGAUAUGUCAAGGCGGGUGACGAUGCUGCCGAGAUACACCCUAGCACACUUGCCCUACCCGUCAUUGCGGAUCGAAGCGCCCUAAACGGAAUCGACUACGCCUCUAUUCGCAAUGCUUUCACCGGUUGGCUGGGUGAGUUCCUUCACCAUAAGAGGCCGUUGGACGAUGAUGGUAAUGAAGACUGGCCGUCUGAUGUGCGCCGUGACGUCUUCAUAGUCAUCGACGAUCCCUCAUUAGCCUCUCUCCUCAACGCACCCGAGCCCGUUCGGGGCCGCAGCCCCAAUCUCGACCCGGAGCCAUGGGUCAUCGUCGUGGACUCUGAGGAUCCAGAUACCGUGCCAUAUCGCGGCGGCGGCCCGUAUAUGGGUUUCAUGAGAGCGCGUGCAUGUGCAUUGGGACAGCUUUUUGAAGACCUCGGUUCGAGGUCCAUGGGAAGGGUGUGUCCAGUCCGGGAGUAUGAGGGCCAGAUUCCGUUGUACGAUGGAUCUCUGCGUGGAAAGCUGAUUGACGGUGAUUUUGCUGCUGGUGCAAGAUACAGGUUUCCGCGAGGCACACCAAGGGGAGCGGAUGGUGCCAUGAAACCAACAUUCGGAGCUUCUUCAGGCCGUCAUCCUCAAGCAGGUUAAGCUAGGUAGGCCUCGCCGCUUUUUUUUACCUUCUAUAAUAAUCCAGAUAAGGCUAGGGUAAGGGUAAGGUCAGGGUGAAGCUAGGUUGGUGAUCUACACAUUGCUUAGAGAUUUUUAUAAAGUUGCUCUAUAGGCAUUAGAAAUACGCUUGAUAAAAUAGUAAGAUUUUAGUAAAGUAAUAGAUUAUUAUUAUC
Messenger RNA from Colletotrichum destructivum, 1064 nucleotides. RefSeq lists its product as uncharacterized. The record is from RefSeq and is a predicted model, not a curated record. The transcript has a single exon. The coding region runs from base 85 to 870 and encodes 261 amino acids. NCBI's taxonomy places the organism in Eukaryota, Fungi, Ascomycota, Sordariomycetes, Glomerellales, Glomerellaceae.